Messenger RNA from Melampsora larici-populina 98AG31, 216 nucleotides. RefSeq lists its product as uncharacterized. NCBI's taxonomy places the organism in Eukaryota, Fungi, Basidiomycota, Pucciniomycetes, Pucciniales, Melampsoraceae. The coding region runs from base 1 to 216 and encodes 71 amino acids. The record is from RefSeq and is a predicted model, not a curated record. The transcript has 2 exons.
AUGGCCAAAACUCCGUCUCGUUCUCAAGGGUCUCAAAGACCUACUCGCCAAAACAAUGCGUCAGUUUGUUCGGUUUCAAAGGGAACCCGAACCACAUUUGGAUAUGGCGGAAAGACAACGCCUGCUUCAACCACUCGAUUUCAACGAUAUCAUCGAUCUAAACGCCGGCGGAAGCAAUACCACCUCCGGAAUCGGAACCCGAGAUCUGAGCGUUGA